GGUCCUUUCUGUGCGCGCGCUACGGUUUGGGUCUGUCUGCGCGGAGGCUGUUGUCUUUCCACCAUCCAGUCAUCACUUCUGUCCGCUUUGCAGCCGCCUGAAAGUCUGCUCUUUCUUUACCCAACCGCGCCGAGCGAGUGGUGGGUCUAGAAGCUGCGUCUGGCUAUUGUAUAAAACGUCUUCCAGCCUCGGAGCCCCAUCUUCACGGCUCUGAGUCUAUCGAGCGCCUCGCGUGUACGAUUCUACCAGCGCUGUUCUGAGGUCGUGUUGGCAUUCAGCACCCGUCCCUCCUUCGUGCAAGUCUCUUCGUGUCUGCGCUAAUCCUCACGUCUGAGCGCUGCGUGUCGCGCGUUGUUCUUGAUUGCAACAUAAUUGGUCUUCCUCUCACACGCGCAGGAGACUCCUUUCCUGUGAAGCACAACUGUCUCUCUCUCUCUCUCUCUCUCUCUCUCUGUGGUUGUCUUCUGCUUUGCGCAAUUGUAAAUGCGAUCAUCUUGUGACGGCAGGUGAGCGAUUGGCAUGUGUUCAGCCAGGUGGCUUUUCUCGUGGCGGUGACGGCGGGGGCAGGGCGCGAGUAAGACCUUCUCUUGACGUGCAUGAGAACAGGGUUUGCAUGUUGGAUUACUUGUCUCGAGUGAUUCCCGUGAGCAGCGUUCUCCUGCGUGGAGGCAAGUCGGUGAUUGACUGUCUUCGAGUAGUAGGAUUCUGAUCGGUGAUCGGUAGGGGUGAGUGGGGUGGUUUGAGCCUAGAGGCGGUUGUUGGGUGGUUGUUUGUUCGGGUUAGCUGUGUACGAAAGCGAAGCGCGGGAGGGGGUGAGAGUAAUUAGGGGUCGCGUUGUCUUGGGGUUCGGGUGUCUCUUUUGUUGAUUUCGUUGCCGUCCGACUGUGUUUUAUGUCUGAGGCCAUAUUCCUUCGUUUUGGCUCCUUCUCGCCGCUUGGAGAGUACGGUCCUCACUCGAGAAAGCGCCAUAAACCGUCCUCUCUUUGUACGCAAAUCGGCUUGUAUGUCACAGAAAAGCCGCCCAUCGCUUUUCCUCCUUGGCGUUUACGCCAAACCGAGCACAUCGGAUCAGCGGCGCCUUUAGCGGCGGCUUCAGCGCUCCCCACGGCUGGCAUUGUGUCGCACCUUCCGGGCGGCGCUUUGCGUUCUCCUGAGGGAGGACGAAGACUCUGGGGAGUGUCUGCUGUGUCCCCUGCGAGCUUCAGCGGUGGGUGGUUCACACCCCCGGACAGCUGAAGAGUCCCGCCUACUCUCGGAGGCUAUUCUUUCUCGCUCAUCGUCAAGAUGGCGCUCCAGAACAUUGGCGCUGCCAACAGCGACGAUGCCUUCUACCGCUACAAGAUGCCCAGGCUCAUCACGAAGAUCGAGGGCAGGGGAAACGGCAUCAAAACGAAUCUUGUCAACAUGGUGGAAGUCGCUAAGGCUCUCGCAAGGCCGCCCUCCUACACGACCAAGUAUUUCGGAUGCGAGCUUGGCGCGCAGUCGAAGUUCGAUGACAAGACGGGGACUAGCAUUGUCAAUGGCGCUCACGACACCGGUAAGCUGGCUGGACUCCUGGAGGGAUUCAUCAAACGCUAUGUACAGUGUUACGGCUGCGGUAAUCCCGAAACGGAGAUUGUGAUCACCAAGUUGCAGACGAUUCAGAUGAAAUGCGCCGCGUGCGGCCAUCUGUCGGAUGUUGACAUGAGAGACAAGCUGACGACGUUUAUUUUGAAGAACCCUCCUGAGACGAAAAAGAGUGCAGGCGGGAAAAAGGAGAAGCAGCUCCGACGAGCGGAGAAGGAGAGACUGGCGCACGGAGAGGCUGUGGACGAUGAGGCUAAGAAGGCGAGCAAGAAACUUGUCGCUUCCAAGUCCAGGAGCAAGAAAGAGAAGAAAGACGACGAUGAGAAGCGCAGCAGCUCUGGCGAUGACAGACCGGACUCCGUCGGUGUCCCGGCAGUUGAUGACGUGGAAGAAGUCGAGUGGCAGACGGACACUUCCGCGGAGGCGGCGAGACAGAGGAUAAUGGAACAACUCACGGCAGCGACCAGUGAGAUGGUGGUCGUGGUGGACACGUUGAAUGGCGACGCUGAGCCCAAAUCUGCAUCCCCGAAGAAAGCCAAGGACGAUUCCGCGGCGCCUAAACUCACUCGAGCGAAAUCGUCGAAGAAGGCGUCCUCUGUAAAAGAGGAUGCGAAGUCGCACUCAACGACGACGACUGAAGUUCGCUCGCCUUCGCUUCCGCACGUGGAAGAGAAACUAGUCGAAGAAGUGAAGGCGCUGAGCUUACACGACAAGAUGGUUCAAGAGGUCAAAGCGCAGUUGAAGACUAAUUCUCCGGUCGAGAAAAUUCUCCUCUACCUGAAGGGCAAGAAGGUAUCGGAUAAGGAAGCUAUGUCUAUCUUGUUCCAGGCUCUCUUUGACGGCCUCGGCAAAGGCCUCUCAAAGGAGGUCAAGGCGAAGAAAUUCCUCUUAUCGAGAGCGGUAAAUGGAGAGUCAUCACAGAGGUAUUUACUCGACUCUAUUGAGGUGCAUUGUGGGGUGACCGUUCCCGAUGCUGCAAAGGAAGUGCCCCUCGUUCUCAAAGUCUUAUAUGACGAGGACGUUCUGGAGGAGGACGAGAUUCUUGCAUGGUAUGACGAGGGGACAAAGAACGCGAACGAUGUUGUGAGCAAGUCGGUGGCAGCUCUCGUCAGGAAGCACGCGACGCCUCUUAUUGAGUGGCUCAGGAGCGCAGAGCCGGAGUCCGACGAGGAGUGAUUCGCAGUCGGACGAGGAGUGAUUCGUAAGACCGUAAUUGUCGAAAUGGUGAAAAGCUUGAUAUUCUUGAUGUUUUAUUCGGAACUCAGUUUUUUAACAUGUUAUCGGCGACUUAUUUUGAGCAUUAUGGAAGUAUUUUUAAGGAAUCGCUUGAUGUUGACCUCGUGCGUUUUUUUUUCUUGAAAAAAAGUAUACGAGGCGGUAAUGAGUGUGAAAGCGUUAAGUGGCGGGGAUGCGAUUUCAAGAGAAAAAGAAAUAUGAUGAGGUACCGGCGGGUGGGACAGUCGGGUUUGGCGUUUGAAUGGUUUGGUGCUUAUGUAGGCGUAAAUGUUAAACCUCCCUCAUUUAAAUUGAGUGAGAACGGAAAACGUAUAUGGCUGAGGGCCUGAGGCUGGGGUCGUGUGUGCUGAGGCUGGGGUUUCGAUUUGUUGGUGGGAUGCGGGCGGUGUGCGGCUUUCGUCAAAGAAAAGUGCGUCUGUCUGGGUGUGUUAUAUGGUUCUACAGCCGGGGAGCGGAGCCUGAUGAAUCUGAGGGAUGGCACAACUGGUGUGUGUUGUGUGGGCUUGAUGGCUGUUCCGUCGCCUCCUGUCUCUCGUUGGGAGGAUACACAAUAGAGUAUGAUGCCUGAGAUUCAGUUACGGAACGACGAGUACCUCCUCGACAAGGAUUUAUGGUUUUUGUUUUGCAGUUUGUGAACACGAGCUGUUUUUUCGAACUGGGUUUACAGAAAUUGGGCUGGGUAGGUGGGGUAGUGUAAAACAAUUAAUGUUGUGUGUGAUAGGUGGGUUUUGUUGAUUGGUGUGCAGAGUCGUUACUUCGUUGAAAGGCAGAUUGAAGUGCGCGGGGAGCGUGGAGAGCGGGAAAAGGUGAGUAGGUCAAAUUGCGCGGGAAGGGUGGAGAAUUGGGGGGUGGUUGGGCUCUACUGAAAUAGGGAGCGUGGAGAGUGCGGAAAAGGUAUAGGUAGGUUAAAUUGCGCGGGAAGAGUGGAAUAGGGGGGCGGUUGGGCAUUACUGAAAUAGGGAUGCAGGGGAAGGGAUUGAGCACGAUUAACGACGACGGCUAUUUUGGUGUUUGUUGAAGUCGUUAAAUGCAGUCGAAAGGCUUAUAUUAAAAUGUGAGGAGGACGGUCGGUCGGACUACUGAAAUAGGGGUGCAGAUUUGGGUACUAGCAUCGACGUGUGUAGGAUGGGAGGGCCUGUUUUUUGAGAGGGAGUUCUCUCUGGAUGUGCAGUGGAAUCGCGUUAAAAAGUCGGCGUUUCUUAUGAACGACUUCAACGUGGGAGGGAGUGAAAAUUCGGUUUCGACACAUGUUAUUAGUGGCGCUGAUGGCUUGGUGAUAUGGACUCUGUGGUUGAUUGUCAACAGGUGUAUGUUUGUGGAAAAUGUUUUUUGAUGUUCUGAUUAGGAAUAUUCCGUGUAACGUGGUUUUUGAUGUUCUGAUUAGGAAUAUCCGAAUUCCAAAUGUGGUAAUCUGUCGCUCCGAUUGACGGGUGGGAUUAACAAUGGAUGUGAGGACUGAAGUUGUGAUGUUAUAAGAGGAGCUUUGUGUGAUUGAGACCCGGAGUAUCGGUUUGCAGUGCGUCAUUAAUGUGUUCUCGAAAUAGGCAGAAGUAGGUUGUCUUAUCUCACUUGAAGUAGGCUGUCUAUCUCUUCAUGAUGAUAUUUUGGGUACUGGAAAAGAGUCGACGAGGCUUGGUGUAAAUGGNUUUGGGUACUGGAAAAGAGUCGACGAGGCUUGGUGUAAAUGGCUGAACAUUUUUUGUCCUGUAUGAUCUGUUUGCUGGGUGAAAAUGCUGUAUUGCCCUUCAGGAUUAGGUCCGUGAGUGGGGUUUUCACAUCUCGACGUUUCCGUCUGAGAUCGAGGUUGAUGUGUGUGCAGUGGACCUCGCUGGUGUGUGCGUUGCCAGAUAUGCGCGAGUGCUUGGUUCACGAAGAGUUUGCGCUGUGUCGACCUUUUGGGUAGAGACGAUAAUACGAGGUCAGUGUAUAGGUGAAUUACCAGUGGUGAGAGAUCGACUCCACAGCGAUGUCGAAUUCGUCCGUGUGUGAUGAAGCCCACCCUAACUGCUCUAUUUACAGCUGAAGAACGCAGGAAGGUGGCGAGAGUCGGUGCUGAACUCGUAUGGCUGAGAGCAGGUAUUGUGUUUUUUUCAGUCGGAGGCUGUUCAUACUUACGCUCGGUUGUUACAGACCAGAGAUAAAGUGGUAGUGUAUGGGCCUCACGUGCGCGCAUGUGAGAGAGAGACAGGUGGUAGGGCACCGGGAGGACCAGGGGUUCACGUGCGCGCACACGACUGUGUAUGUGUCUGUGUGAGAGAGUACAAAUAAGUGUCUGUGUGUGUUUGUGUGAGAGAGAGAGAGAGAGCAGGUAUUGUGUUUUUUCUCAGUCGGAGGCUGUGUACUUACGCUCGGUUGUUACAGACCAGAGAAAGUGGUAGGGCAUGGGGCUCACGUGCGCGCAUGUGAGAGAGAGACAGGUGGUAGGGCACGGGGAGGACAAGGGGUUCACGUGCGCGCACACGAGUGUAUGUGUGAGAGAGAGAGAGAGAGAGAGAGAGAGAGAGAGAGAGAGAGUGCGAACAAGUGUCUGCGGGCACGGAAACGGGUGACAGUCACGAGGAAACAUUGCUGAUCUUUGGCAGGUGGGGUGAUAUUUGUUUUUUGUCGAGUUGCUUAGCGUUGCGUGAGACG
Chara braunii is the source of this 5433-nucleotide messenger RNA. NCBI's taxonomy places the organism in Eukaryota, Viridiplantae, Streptophyta, Charophyceae, Charales, Characeae. The record is from the annotation of a GenBank genome assembly.